This is a messenger RNA of Papaver somniferum (opium poppy), 741 nucleotides long. Its product is annotated as receptor-like protein kinase. The record is from RefSeq and is a predicted model, not a curated record. The coding region runs from base 1 to 741 and encodes 246 amino acids. Gene Ontology annotation, molecular function: protein kinase activity; ATP binding. The transcript has 3 exons. NCBI's taxonomy places the organism in Eukaryota, Viridiplantae, Streptophyta, Magnoliopsida, Ranunculales, Papaveraceae. Gene Ontology annotation, biological process: protein phosphorylation.
AUGACAAAGGAUUACGGGUUGAUCUUGUACAAGUACAUGCAGAAUGGUAGUCUCAAUAAUACUCUGCAUGAGAUUAGUCCGCCUCCAGUUCUCCCAUGGGAUGUUCGUUAUAAUGUAGCUCUAGGUACUGCUGAAGGUUUAACGUAUCUUCACCAGGACUGCUAUCCUGCUAUUGUGCAUCGAGAUAUUAAGCCUAAUAACAUACUUCUGGACUCGGAUAUGGAAGCCCAUAUCUCUGAUUUCGGCAUUGCAAAACUCAUGGAUCAAUCUUCUGCUUCCAUUCAAUCAAUCUCGAUUGCGGGUACCACUGGAUACAUUGCACCAGAAAAUGCAUUCUCAACGAUAAUGAAACCAGAAUCAGAUGUUUACAGUUACGGAGUAGUUCUACUUGAAUUGUUAACUAGAAAGAAGGCUGUAGACACUUCAUUUCCUGAAGGAACUGACAUAGUGAGGUGGGUGAACUCUACAUGGAUCAACGACCAAUCUAUUGAAAACAUCCUGGAUUCAAGCAUCUUGGAUAAAAUCAGGGGUUCUAGGUCACUAACAGAAGAAGUGACAAAAGUACUCUUGCUGGCUUUACAAUUUUCUAGCAAUUUAGACAUAAGUCCUGAUAAACCAGUGCGUAAACCAAUGUCAGUUGCAAGGCAUCUCAGGUUGAAUGCAACUUUUGGGGAUCAGAACCGGCCGUAUGCAAACGUUGUUGUGGAAAACAAUCCUCAACUCCAGCUCCUAAACCCAUAA